Messenger RNA from Parastagonospora nodorum SN15, 267 nucleotides. RefSeq lists its product as hypothetical. The coding region runs from base 1 to 267 and encodes 88 amino acids. Lineage: Eukaryota; Fungi; Ascomycota; Dothideomycetes; Pleosporales; Phaeosphaeriaceae. The transcript is spliced from 2 exons. The record is from RefSeq and is a predicted model, not a curated record.
AUGAGUGCUACGUUCAGCCACAGCACAAGCUGGUGGAUUGAAACAGAGGAUGAGCUUGUCUGGACGGCGCCGACAAGCCUUCUCAUCCGCGCAGAGGCGCCGAUAACCCUCGAUAAGGGGUUCCUGGUGGUGCUUCCUCCAGCGCAAGCGCGCGAAAAUAGCACGAGCUCAUCAGCACCCGCAUCACGAUCACAUUCCACGACAAUCGAGCCAUUCAAAGCCCAGCCCGAGACUGCGCAUUCCUUGCAGCCUUCCGACCUCCCUUGA